AUGGGCGUGCUGCCCGUCUGCCUCAGCGCCGGGGAGCUGGAGGACGAGUGGGCGGGGGAGCCGGGGAGGCGCCUGCGCGAGCGCUACGCGUUUGCGGCCCGGCACACUGAGUCCACGGGGGAGGCCACCUGCUUAGUGAUCAGCGACCUGGAUGCCGGGGUGGGGGUGUUUGCCAACACCGCCAACACCGUCAACACGCAAAACUUGCAGGGCUCCCUGAUGGCACUGUGCGACGACCCGCUGCUCGUGUCGGCGGGCCAGGAGUGGGCGGCGGUGCGGCGGCGCGCGCUGCGGGUGCCCAUCUACGUCACCGCCAACGACCUCACCUGCCUGUAUGCGCCGCUGGUGCGCGAGGGCCGCAUGGACAAGUUUUACUUUGAGCCCAGCCGCGGCGAGAUGGCGGCGGCGCUGCGCGCGCUGUUUGCCCCGCAGCUGGGCGCGGCGGAUGUAAAGGUGCUCCUGGAUGCCUUCCCGGAGCAGCCCAUGGAUUUCUUUGGUUCCAUCAAGGCUCGCCUGGUGGACGGCGCGGUGCGGCGCUGGCUGCACCAGGCGGGCGGCGCGCAGGGGUUGAGCGCCGCGCUUGUGGAGCGUGACGGAGCGGCGAUGGAGCCGGAGGUGUCUCUGGCCGCUGCACUGGCAGCUGGGGAGGAGCUGGCGGCUGAGCAGCAGGCGGUACUGGACACCCGCCUGUCCCUGCAGUACAUGAAGGGCCUGGAG
Messenger RNA from Chlorella variabilis, 717 nucleotides. RefSeq lists its product as hypothetical. The annotation marks the transcript as partial. Lineage: Eukaryota; Viridiplantae; Chlorophyta; Trebouxiophyceae; Chlorellales; Chlorellaceae. The record is from RefSeq and is a predicted model, not a curated record. The transcript has 5 exons.